Molecule: messenger RNA, 3996 nt
Organism: Mobula hypostoma (lesser devil ray)
Lineage: Eukaryota; Metazoa; Chordata; Chondrichthyes; Myliobatiformes; Myliobatidae
Gene: hps1
Product: HPS1 biogenesis of lysosomal organelles complex 3 subunit 1
Exons: 17
Coding region: 433-2439 (668 amino acids)
Biological process (GO): melanosome assembly; vesicle-mediated transport
Cellular component (GO): BLOC-3 complex
Molecular function (GO): guanyl-nucleotide exchange factor activity
Source: RefSeq, a predicted model, not a curated record
GACAGGGUAGUUGAGCGGAGUUUCGUUUAGUUCUGAAACUCGCCCCAUGACUCGGGCGUGACGGGAGGGUGCGCGCUCAGGGACGCGGGGAGAAGGGCUGGAGUGCGACUGUGGUGGACACGUUCCCUUCAGACGUGUGUCUCUCGGGGAACCGACAGUUUCUGGUUUGAAAGCUGGAAGCGGGUGGGUGCAGGGCAGUAGGGGCCCCCAGGGUAAAUUAGCAUUAGGGUGUUUGGGAUCCGGUGUCGGGGUCGUGUAAUUCGUUCCGAAGAUAUUCCAAUGGAAGGCUGGAUGUUUGGGAUCCAUCUGACUACUGUGUAAUUGGUUCUUGGGUAUAUUCAGUUCUGGGGAAAUUACUGUGGUCAGGAGGUUACAUUCGGAUGAUUGGGGAGUGGAGUUUGACAUCAGGUGAGGAUACUGAAAGUUUCAGAGAUGAAGUGUCUCCUGAUUGCCGGUGAGAGUGCGCAGGUCCUCUUUUACUGGACGGACAAGGAUUUUGAAGUAAAGCUGAGACAGCGAUUUCAAAGCAUGGGACAACACGGAGAGGCUCAUGUCCCGGCCUUUGAGGACAGCAUAAACACUCUAUUUGCGCCUCUGCUCAUUUCCUGCAUCACUCUGAAUGAGAAGGUCUCUGAUACGUACACCUCCUUUGUCAGUGAGAACAACUACCUCUUCGCAGUUCGCCAGUUUGGUGAGUGCACUUAUAUUGCUGUGAAUGGAGACGGGUCAGAGAAUGAAGAUGACUUGAGACGGAAGAUUUUUGUGCUGAAGAAGAUCAUAGAUUUGCGUUUUGGGUUGGUGACUUUGGAUGCUACCAUCCUAAAGAAAAUGUUGAGGCCCCAAGACACUGAGCAACGUUGUAAGGUGUGGAAGAUGCUUCAAGACCUCCUGAUCACAUAUAGUCACCUGAGGGCAGAAGACCAGAGUUUCCUGGUGGAGGCUGUGGAAAGCCUGGUCCACACCCAGCUGUCGAGGCAGUGCAUCGAGUUUCUAGACCGCUACGUUGUACAGCAGAUAAACAGCAGUUUGGAGAGGGGUAAUGAAGAGGUAGUUCAUGCCUUCAUCCUGGUACACACCAAGCUCCUGACUUUAUUUUCAAGUCAUAAUGUCAGUUCCAUGAAGCCUUCAGACUUGCUGUCACUUAUUUUGAUUGUUCAAGAUAUGUACCCGAAUGGUGACAAUCUGCAAACACUAACUGACAAGAAUUCGGAGAAAACUGCGGAAACGAAAGGAUUUGAUACCACUGGGCGGUCACCUGCUGCACAAGGAGAAGGAGGCUCAGUGGGAAGUAGUUCACAGCGAUUCACAGACCCAGUGGUACAGGUUGCAAAAGGUGCCCCGCAGGCUGUUCAAUCAUCGCCUUCAGGGGUUUCUGCUCCCCUAAGGGUUUUCCUGGAAUCCAGUUCAAAGGAUAGUUAUUGCCCCGUGAUGCCCUACAACAUGUACUGUAUUUCCCUUUGGUUUGGCAUCUCUCUGGUGCUGCUCAGUAAGGUUCCUAACAGUCAAGUUGCAGUGACCUUGUAUCAUCUCCUGGAUGCAUUCAGUGUGCUGGAGGCCAGACUGAGUGAGGGACAGGAGCUCGGACACUCUUCUCGUGUUCAUCCCAACUUGUCAGAUCUAAGGCAAAAGAUGGAUAAGUUCAUAAAGGCUAUUGGAGUCCCAAAGCAGCAGUUACAGUCUGCCUGGAUAGACUUCAAGAACAAAGCAUUUUCUAAAGGCAACACUGGAAAUCCUCAGGAUCUGUUGCAGGCAUGUCGGAAUGUGAAGACCCAACUAUGCUUGGUUUAUCAGCACUAUUUCCUGGUAAAACCAGCAGGAGGCUCUCAGCAUUUGACUAUCGACUUGCAGACCAAAAUGCAAAAAAUUGUCCAGGAGAAACUGAUAGACUGGAAGGAUUUCCUCUUGGUAAAGAGCAAGAGGAAUACCACCGUGAUCUCCUAUCUGCAAGACUUCCCAGGACUGAUCCAUUUCAUUUACGUGGACAGGACAAUGGGCCAAAUGAUUGCACCUUCCUUAAAUACUUCAGAGAAGUCCACAGAGCUGGGGAAAGGACCACUGGCUACAUUCAUUAAAAGCAAGGUGUGGUCUUUGGUUGGUAUGGGCCUGAGAUACUUACAGAAGGGGUAUACCACUCUGACAUUCCGUGACGGAGAUUACUACUGCUGUUACUUCCUCUGGUUUGAGAAUAAUGAUGGAUACAAGUUACCAGUCAUAGAGCUGCCAGUGCUGUCAGAUGACUCCGCUCCUGUCGGGAUAUUGACUGGAGAUUAUUACAGGAAACUGAUACGAUACUGCGGCAAGAACCACGGCUUGGAAAUGAUAAAAUGCUUUGAGCUCUUCACUAUCCAUCUUGGUGUCAUUCCUACAGAGUUUAUCAUUCAGCAGUGCUGUAAUCUAGCACGCAAGUUAUGGGAGCCCUCUCAUAUCCCUCUGUUCUAAAGCAAUACCAAAGAAGGAUCAUUCGGAAGUCAGGAGAAAGUUUUCUGUUGGUGGACAUGGCUGGCCCUCUGUAAAUUUGCUUUCAAUUUGAAAUGGCUGGAUACUUUCUGAUUUUCUACCCCCCCCCCCAUCUGUCAUCAGAUAGCUUGGCUUCAGUUAUUACUGAGCAUACAGGCUCAGUAUUUAUGUUGAGAUACUAGAAAGUGGGGGUAGCUGAGGAACAGUGCAGAUUCUGAGUGGGUGGGUGUGGAUGUUAUGAAUGUGCUGAGCAACAAUGACAACGGGGCAGUCGGAAUAACCGUCAUAGCUGAGGAACGUUAGCCACAGUACACACUGGGCAACUUAGUGCGGGCGUGACAAACCAAGCCUGCCAAGAUAGAAGUGUGCGCCCGGAAGCCCGCACUAAAAGAGAGCCCUGCACGUUUAGGAGGUCCAGUCGAUUCACCGUGCUAUCAAUCAGCCACAUGCACGGUUGCCAUGUUCUCCCAAUUGAUCUGAUGUGGUUCAGUGGGGAUGACUGAUUGGUUCUUUUCCCACAUAACCCCAGCUCCAGAUUCUGGGCAAGGUGAAGGAUGAUAUUGGAUCCUGGAUCAAAGGAGCGGCAAAUGCAGAGUGGAAUUAGCUACCAGAUGUCCUCGUGUGUGGGCAAUUGCCCCAGCCUGUUGUUGGCAGAGGCCAAUCAAGCUGAGUUUGGGUCAGAUGAGCUGAGUCUGGGUGUCUGAUCUGUAUAUUGUAUCUGAGGGACAAAAGAGGUAACUACGAUUGAAAGAGUGCAGAGAAAAUUUUCAAGGAUGUUAUUGGGAUACGAGGACCUGAGUUGUAGGGAAAGCUUGAUUAGGUUAGGACUGGACUGCAGAGGAAUAAGGAUAGAUUUCAUAGAGGUAUACAAAAUUAAGGGGUAUAGAUAGGGUAAAUACAACCAGACACUUUCCACUGAGACUAAAAUUAGAGAUCAUAGGAUAGGGCGAUGGAUAAAAUAUUUAAGCAGAACCAGAGGGGGAGCUUUUCAUUUAGAGAGUGGUGUGAGUGUGUAGUGAGCUGCCAGUGAAAGUGAUGUAUGCAGGUUCAACUUCAACAUUUAAGGGAAGAUUGGAUAUUUGUAUGGAUGAAAGGGAUGUGGAGAGCUAUGGUCCAGUUGCAGUCCAUGGGAGUUUAGCAUGGACAAGAUGGGCCAAAGGGCUUGUUUCUGUGCUGUAUGAUUCCAGCCUUCUCUGCUUAAUCUCUACCCCCCUCCAUGCAUUUCUUUCUCUCACACCUAUCCACCCCUCCACUCUUCCUCUUCUGUCAAUGUAACCAUUGCCCAGUUGAAAAGUAUUGCAGGGACCAUUGUAAAUAUGUCACAUCAACGGUGGUCGUGCAGGUUGUCGUAUGGAGUUGUCUACUCAUUAAUAAUAGUUUCAGUUCUGUCAAUGAAUAAUCAAUAAACCUUUGGAACCAGCACCGCUGCUUGUGAACGGGGCUGCUGCUGAAUACCUGAGACUGGUUAUUUUGAUGAAAUAAUCGAGUAUUUUUGUAUGUCAAAAGAUGGUGAUUAAACACAGUGCUCUUCACUUUGAU